UUUCUCUGGGACGUUUUUUUUUUUUUUUUUUUUUUUUUUUUUUUUUUUUUUGUCCUGACCAGAAGUUUUUUUGAAAGUCAUAAAAAGUUCCUCCAAGUUGAGGAGAAACAAAAACAAAAACACAAGAAGGUGAAUCCACUUGCAGUGGACGUGUGUGGCGGUCAUGGAUACCCAUAUAAGAUGGAAAGUUAAACGGAGAAUAAGGGACGCCCAACUCACUUUAGCGGUGAUUUUGCUUUUUGUCACGUCGCAAGCAAGUUCAGCGGAACCAGCAGACCUCUUGAAGAUUUUAGAUUUUCACAGUUUACCUGAGGGUGUUACAAAAUCAACGGGUUUCUGCUCACAUCGGAGGUCAACACAAGGACCCGAUGAGGCUUACAGAGUAUCCAAAGACGCCCAGCUCAGUGCCCCCACCAAACAGCUGUACCCAGGUGAUGUCUUCCCUGAGGACUUUUCCAUCUUGGCCACAGUGAAGCCUAGGAAGGGCAGCCAGUCCUUCCUGUUGUCCGUGUACAAUGAACAGGGCAUCCAGCAGCUCGGACUCGAAGUGGGCCGCUCUCCAGUGUUCCUGUACGAGGACCACACAGGCAAACCCAGCCCCGAGGACUACCCCCUGUUCAGAGGAGUCAACCUAGCUGACGGAAAGUGGCAUCGAGUGGCCAUCAGUGUGCACAAGCAGACCAUCACCCUCAUUCUGGACUGUAAAAAGAAGACCACCCAGAAGCUGCUCCGAAGCCCCCAUCCCAUCAUUGAUACCAAAGGAAUUAUAGUAUUUGGAACUAGAAUACUUGAUGAAGAAGUCUUUGAGGGAGACAUCCAGCAGCUAAUGAUUGUAGCAGACCAUCGUGCUGCCUAUGACUACUGUGAGCACUACAGCCCUGAUUGUGAAGUGCCAGUGCCCGACCAGCCCCAGAACCAGGACCCCAACACAGACGAAUACCACACAGAGGAGGACAACUACUAUUAUGAAUACCCUUACUAUGAGGACAUGGACGGCAAGCCGUACGAAUCAACUCCUGAUACUGAGACAACCACAAAAGAAGUCAAGGUGACAGACGGAGACAGUGUGGUGACCACAGUGGAGGAGAUUUUGAGAGGUGGUACCGGCACAGGUGGCGCCGCCGGCAAAGUCUUGACCUCUGUCUCCAGCAGCUCAUCAUCUGGCGGCGCAUCCUCAAGCUCAUCCUCAAGCUCAUCCAGCGGCUCAUCCGGCAGCUCGUCCAGCAGCUCGUCCAGCAGCUCGUCCAGCAGCUCCUCAACGGGCUCUUCAGGCACCGCCACUGCAGGAGGAGACGCCUAUGGAGAGGAAACCAGCCCCUACGACGGCUACGACGGCUACGAGACCAACUACGCCUACUACGAUGAGGUCACGGCCGCACCGGACGGCGACACAUCUCGACGUGUCACCAUUACCGACAUCGGCACCGGAGGCACCCUGGACCUGGGAGCAGGCGGGAAGAUCGACUUGGGUGCGGGGACGGUCGAAAGGAAGGUCAUCACCAGCGGCGGAGGAGGAACUUCGAUCACAAUCACAAGCAAUAAAACAACAGUUGGAAGUUCCUACGACGACUAUGGCGACGGAUAUGAUUACGGUGUAGACAGCCACUACAGCACCGGUGGAGGCGGUGGCAGCAGCAGCAGCAGUACAGUUCACGUUAGUGGUGGAGGCGGUGGCAGCAGCAGCAGUUCCACCAUCACCAUCGGGGGCGGGUCUGCCGGAGGAAGUUCUGUGUCCGUUGGAGGUGGUUCCGUGUCCACUGGAGGUGGUUCUGUGUCCGUCGGAGGUGGUUCUGUAUCUGUAGGAGGCUCUUCCACCUCUGGGGGUGGAUCGGCCAGCGCUGGCACCGGAACCGGCGGGUCUGUCGCCACCGGCACCGACCUAAGCGUGGACGGGAUUGGCGACUACACAGAUCUUGAUGCCUUUAAGGAGGACACCAUCGAUUACACCGACUUAGAUGGCUACGACGCCUACACAGACCUGGAUUACAGCGACAAAGAUGGCAAAGUGCUACCCGCUGAGACCAAUGAGUACUAUGGACAGGUCGACGGAGCUCGUGGUGAGAAAGGACAGAAGGGAGAGCCUGCUGUUAUUGAGCCUGGAAUGUUGGUGGAGGGUCCGCCUGGGCCUGAGGGGCCAACAGGUCUGCCCGGACCCCCAGGUUCUUCUGGCCCACCAGGCAGCCCUGGAGAUUCUGGAGAGAGGGGACCUCCGGGUCGUCCUGGUCUUCCCGGUGCUGAUGGUCUGCCAGGACCCCCUGGAACUGUCCUGAUGCUGCCUUUCAGGAUGAGCGCUGGAGGUGACUCUGGACAGAAGGGACCUGCUGUAUCAGCACAGGAGGCCCAGAUGCAAGCCAUCAUGCAGCAGGCCAGGCUGGCGAUGCGCGGCCCUACAGGUCCUAUGGGUUUGACUGGCAGACCGGGCCCUCUGGGUCCUCCUGGUGUACCAGGACUGAAGGGAGAGUCUGGAGAAGCGGGACCUCAGGGACCACGUGGACCUCUGGGAUCCCCAGGACCCUCUGGAAAGCCUGGCAGAAGGGGUCGUUCUGGAGCUGAUGGUGCCAGAGGUAUGCCAGGACAGACCGGACCCAAGGGAGACAGAGGGUUCGAUGGUCUGGCUGGACUUCCUGGUGAAAAAGGACACAGAGGUGAACCCGGUCCCUCUGGACCUCCUGGUGCUCCUGGAGAGGAUGGAGAGAGGGGAGAUGAUGGAGAGAUCGGACCCAGGGGACUUCCUGGUGAACCAGGGCCCCGUGGUUUGUUGGGACCAAAAGGACCUCAGGGACCUCCUGGACCACCUGGUGUUACUGGAAUGGAUGGCCACCCUGGACCCAAAGGAAACAUCGGACCUCAAGGAGAGCCAGGACCUCCCGGACAGCAAGGCAACCCAGGCGCCCAGGGACUUCCAGGGCCUCAAGGAGCCAUCGGACCUCCAGGAGAAAAGGGUCCCACUGGGAAGCCAGGUUUGCCAGGAAUGCCAGGAGCUGAUGGUCCACCGGGUCACCCUGGAAAAGAGGGGCCUCCUGGAGAGAAAGGACACAUGGGCCCCGCCGGCCCUCAAGGACCCAUUGGUUAUCCUGGGCCCCGAGGCGUGAAGGGAGCUGAUGGUGUCCGCGGCCUUAAAGGAAACAAGGGUGAAAAGGGAGAAGACGGCUUCCCCGGCUUCAAGGGAGACAUGGGUAUCAAGGGCGACAGGGGAGAGCUCGGACCAGCAGGACCCAGAGGAGAGGACGGUCCCGAGGGGCCAAAAGGUCGCUCAGGGCUUCCAGGAGACUCUGGUCCUCUCGGCCCCACCGGUGAGAAGGGUAAACUUGGAGUUCCCGGACUGCCAGGAUACCCAGGAAGACAAGGACCAAAGGGAUCUCAGGGUUUCCAAGGUUUCCCUGGUGCUAAUGGAGAGAAAGGAACUCGGGGAACAGCAGGAAAGCCAGGCCCACGCGGACAGAGAGGACCGACGGGGCCUCGAGGAGAGAGAGGACCAAGAGGACCAACAGGAAAAGCUGGACCAAAGGGUAACUCAGGAAAUGACGGCCCACCAGGACCUCCCGGUGAGAGGGGUUUGCCAGGGCCUCAGGGACCAACAGGCUUCCCAGGACCAAAGGGCCCUCCUGGACCUGCAGGGAAAGACGGACUUCCUGGACAUCCUGGACAGAGAGGAGAGACUGGAUUCCAAGGCAAAACAGGCCCUCCUGGUCCUCCAGGUGUAGUUGGACCUCAGGGACCAACAGGUGAGACUGGACCUAUGGGAGAUCGAGGCCAUCCUGGACCCCCGGGUCCACCUGGUGAGCAGGGUCUACCUGGAGCUGCAGGGAAAGAAGGAGCCAAGGGUGACCCUGGUCCUGCCGGCCCAGCAGGUAAGGAUGGUCCUCCUGGGCCAAGAGGAUUCCCCGGAGAGAGAGGCCUGCCUGGCCCUGUGGGGGCUCACGGCCUGAAAGGGAAUGAGGGUCCUCAUGGCCCACCUGGCCCUGCUGGUUCUCCUGGUGAGCGUGGUCCUGCUGGCCCCGCCGGACCUACUGGUCUUCCUGGACGUUCUGGUCCUCAGGGGCCCCCAGGCCCUGCUGGAGAGAAAGGUGGACCGGGAGAGAAAGGACCUCAAGGCCCAGCUGGAAGAGAUGGUAUUCAGGGACCUGUGGGUCUGCCAGGACCCGGAGGACCUCCUGGACCCCCUGGAGAGGACGGAGACAAGGGAGAGAUUGGAGAGCCAGGCCAGAAAGGAAGCAAAGGCGACAAAGGAGAACAUGGUCCACCCGGCCCCACUGGCCCUCAAGGACCAGUUGGAGCACCAGGUCCUGCUGGUGCAGAUGGUGAGCCUGGUCCCAGAGGUCAACAGGGUAUGUUUGGACAGAAGGGAGAUGAUGGAGCAAGAGGAUUCCCUGGACCUCCUGGCCCAGUUGGGCUGCAGGGCUUGCCUGGUCCCCCUGGUGAGAAAGGUGAAACUGGAGAUGUUGGUCAAAUGGGUCCACCUGGUCCCCCUGGCCCAAGAGGCCCCUCAGGACCCCCUGGAGCCGAUGGCCCUCAGGGACCUCCUGGUGGUAUUGGAAACCCUGGUGCUGUUGGAGAAAAGGGAGAUGCUGGUGAAACAGGAGAGCCAGGACUUCAGGGAGAAGUUGGACCACCAGGCCCAAGAGGAGAGCGAGGAGAAAAGGGAGAGUCUGGUCCGGCUGGUGCUGCUGGACCUCCCGGUCCUAAAGGCCCCCCUGGAGAUGACGGUCCCAAAGGCAGCCCAGGUCCAAGUGGCUUCCCCGGUGACCCUGGCCCCCCUGGAGAGCCUGGUCCAGCUGGCUUAGACGGUCCACCUGGUGACAAGGGAGAUGAUGGAGAGGCCGGUCAGGCUGGCUCACCCGGACCCACUGGAGAGUCUGGUCCCUCUGGACCACCAGGAAAGAGAGGGCCUCCUGGACCAGCAGGACCUGAGGGAAGACAAGGAGAGAAAGGAGCCAAGGGAGAGCCUGGCUUAGAAGGUCCCCAAGGAAAGACAGGUCCCGUUGGCCCUCAGGGAUCACCUGGCAAGCCCGGUUCUGAAGGACUCAGGGGGAUCCCAGGCGCAGUUGGAGAACAAGGGUUGCCUGGUGCUCCAGGCCCAGAUGGACCUCCUGGACCUAUGGGCCCUCCUGGUUUACCUGGUUUGAAAGGAGACUCUGGUGUUAAAGGAGAAAAAGGCCAUCCAGGUCUUAUCGGUCUUAUUGGACCCCCAGGUGAACAGGGAGAAAAGGGUGACAGAGGUCUUCCUGGUCCUCCAGGAUCAUCGGGUCCCAAAGGAGACAAUGGUAUUGCUGGUCCUUCAGGUCCACUUGGUCCCAUCGGCCCUCCAGGAUUACCUGGUCCUCCAGGUCCCAAAGGUGCUAAAGGGUCAUCGGGACAAACUGGACCAAAGGGAGAGACCGGUACACCUGGACCUCCUGGACCUCCUGGCCCUCCCGGUGAUGUCAUCCACCCACUCCCCAUCCAGGCUCCCAUUAAGGGCAGGUCGCGUAGGAACAUCGAUGCCAGCCAGAUGGUGGACGACGCAGCCGUGGAUGCCAAUUACAAGGACUACGAUGACGGCAUGGAGGAAAUCUUUGGCUCCCUCAACUCCCUUAAGCUGGAGAUUGAACAGAUGAAGCACCCACUGGGCACACAAGGCAACCCUGCUCGUACCUGCAAGGACCUGCAGCUCUGCCACCCUGAUUUCCCCGAUGGUGAGUACUGGAUCGAUCCGAACCAGGGCUGCUCUCGGGACUCCUUCAAGGUUUACUGCAACUUCACAGCAGGUGGAGAAAGCUGCAUCUUCCCAGAUAAGAAGUCUGAAGGGGCUAGGCUCACAUCCUGGGUAAAGGAGAAUCCCGGUUCCUGGUUCAGUGAAUUCAAACGUGGUAAACUGCUUUCCUACGUGGAUGCAGAGGGCAACCCCAUCGGCGUGGUCCAGAUGACUUUCUUGCGGCUGCUGAGCGCAGCGGCCAGGCAGAACAUGACGUACAACUGCUACCAGUCGGUGGCCUGGCACGACCAGGAUCAGGACAACUACGACAAGGCCAUCCGCUUCCUGGGCUCCAACGAUGAGGAGAUGUCUUACGAUAACAACCCCUACAUCCGCGCCCUGGUCGAUGGCUGUGCGUUGAAAAAGGGCUAUGAAAAGACAGUACUUGAGAUCAACACACCAAAGGUGGAACAGGUGCCAUUUGUGGACAUCAUGUUCAACGAUUUUGGCGGUUCCACGCAGAAGUUUGGAUUCGAAGUGGGGCCUGUCUGUUUCAUCGGCUAAGACUUUUUACUGAGCAAAAUGGAGAAAAAAAAGCAUAUUUUUGUUUUCUCAGAAAAAAAAACGAUUGAAAAAAGAAUAGGACAAUUCUAUUUGUAAAAAAGUAACUUUUUUUUCCAUAAAGCAACAAGUAUGAGUAAAAUGAAAUCAAGUUGAAAGUACAGUGAAAUUCUGAAUAGAGGAAAACCGAAAUAACCUUGAAACCUCAGUGUGCCUUCUCCAUCACAUGCAAGUUUUGAAACUGGAUGUCAGAUCCUGCCUUCUACACAGCACACUCGCACACACAACCUAGCCCCACGCCAUCACACUUGAUUUUGACUUUCUUUUGUCCCAAACAACGAAGGCGACCCUGAGAGCUGCAGCCGUUCCAGACGGUCGCAGUAUUUGCCAUGGACUCCAUCUGAUUUGGCUCUUUUCUUCUCUUUAGUUUUGAUCUCAUGUUUUCCCUCAUCUCCCUGGCUUUUUCCACUUGUCUUUUUGUUGGUUUGUUUGCUCAUUCACUACGGGAGCUUCGUUUGUGCAUAAUUGUCUCCCCAUUCUCUUGGAAUGGACCUUAUAUAUAUAUAUAAAUAUAUAUAAAUGAUUUUUAUGUUUGUAAGUACAUUCUGUAUAUUUUUCCUGGUAAUUUUUAUUGCUUCUGGCUUCAAAACAUGCAUGUGACUUUAUUAAUUGUGAGGUAGGAGACCAUAGAUACGGGGAUAACAUCUCAAAAAGUGUCGAAACAAAGCGAGGAAAUUCGACUUGUAAAUUGAAAGAUGAAAAAGCAAAAACAAAAAAAAACAAAAAAAACAAAAAAAAAAAUUGGUAAGUCCUGUCUUUUUUGCAGUUGUGGAGCACACCUUGUUGUAAUUUAAGAACGGAAUGGAAAUAAAAGACGAAAACAAGCUCUGUGAUACUAUGUGACAGUUGAUUUGCAAACAAACAGAAAAAAAUACAUUCCUCCUUUUGUGCCCUCUGAACUGAACACCUACCUUGGUGGCGAUAUCAUUAACUUAAUAAACAGCUUCUGUAUUUUUAUUUUGUUUUUUCCUGAAAUACUCAUCUAUCUGACUAUGCAGUGGGAGAUGAUGUCACAUUUUAAUGAGAACACAAAGAAAUCAAAACCUAGGUGCUAUUUUCUCUCUUCUGUGGUGCUAUGUAUUUUUCUAGUUUGUGUUGUUUGAAUGAAAGAAAAAAAAUUGUAGCGAUAAUACUCCAUCACCGGCAGCCCCUUGACUCGCUUAAUCACCGCGUCUGACGCGGGUGGACCUUCGCUGCAUCCUUUUAGUUUUAUUUUAAUGUUCAGUGGUGGUAUUUGCAUGCCAUUUCUCCACAUAUCCACUCACAGAUCAGUGCAGCAUGGCGCCGUAUGUUAUCUUCUGCUUCAGCGGACUGCACAGAUAAGAAAAAACGUGUCCGACGCUUGUACCAAAUGUUGGAACAUCGAGAGGAAACUGAGAUGGUGCUGUUGGCUUUGCAUAUCGUUGCUUUGUGACGCUGCAACAUUUUUUUUCUUUCUUUUUUUUUUUUUUUUUUUGGCUCUUGCUGUCAGAUCAAUCUGUGCCACAUCAAACUAAUGGAGUUGAAAAGUGGACAUGUUGUGAUUGGGCCAAAGGGAUAUGGUCCAAAGUUUUGUUUGGUGUACGAGACCCUAAACCCUUCCACCAAAGGUUUUAUAUAUCUAGCUUUAAGUGGCUUGACGUGGCUUAAGAUCGUUUUUAUGUGUGUGGGGAAACAACUUGAAAAGUUCUUUUUCUUGAUUUAACCACAGUAGAAGUCACCAAAUUAGCCGGAUGGAAAAAGUUUGAUCAUGCAGCGUCAAAAAAAAAAUUGCUUGUUGGUCUACUAUUUUUUGCCCUUAUUGUAAUAAUGCUCUUUGUUCAAACUAUGCACUCUCUAUGCUUAUGACCACUAGUAUCUACCACAGAAUUUUUACAGCUCUUCAUACAUAGGUUUGUUUUGUUUCCCUUUUUUUUUUAAAUCUUAAAAUAUGUGACUUGAACCAUUUCUGUUAAGAUAACUCAAUAUGCUUGUAGAUCUUUGGCUUUAUUUUUCAUUGUGAUGCAGUACACCCAAAUUUAACGCUCUCAAUAAAAACGGACAAACAGAUUUUUUGUAAAUUUCCAGAACCAGCAGUGAUGCUGCCAUUGUUUUUGUUUCUUUUUUUUUUUUNUUUUUUUUUUUUUUUUUUUUUUUUUUUUUUUUUUUUUUUUUUUUGGUUUAUUUUGUAGAUUUUCGUUUGUCUGUCUGUUUUUUUGUUUGUUUUCACAGUCUUGUCAAACCUGUGUAAGGAUAAGAGGAUAGAAGAUAUAUUGGUUUUUAUGUCAAUAAAUUCAAGUUUACUGUGGCCAUCCACUCUUGUAUGUCUUUUGAAGCAUUAAAACCUAUCUGUAUGCAUGAAAUUGUAAAGUUUUUUCUCUUGUUAUAAUUUUGUAGCGUGACAUGAUCUCCAGUCCACGUUUUUACUCAUCAGGAUACAUCAGUUUUUCAAUGAGUCAUGUCCACAAUUGUGAAGUGGAGAGAAAAUGAUGAACUUGUAACUCUACCAAAGCCAAUGUUCGUUUGUAGUAUAUUUAUUGUAUUAUUUAAAAUAAAAAAAUAAAUGUUAAAUGAUACCAUA
Messenger RNA from Stegastes partitus (bicolor damselfish), 8834 nucleotides. RefSeq names its product collagen alpha-1(XI) chain-like. The coding region runs from base 164 to 6238 and encodes 2024 amino acids. Gene Ontology annotation, biological process: extracellular matrix organization. Gene Ontology annotation, molecular function: extracellular matrix structural constituent conferring tensile strength. The transcript has 66 exons. NCBI's taxonomy places the organism in Eukaryota, Metazoa, Chordata, Actinopteri, Pomacentridae. The record is from RefSeq and is a predicted model, not a curated record.